Molecule: messenger RNA, 4561 nt
Organism: Phymastichus coffea
Lineage: Eukaryota; Metazoa; Arthropoda; Insecta; Hymenoptera; Eulophidae
Gene: Pli
Product: protein pellino
Exons: 7
Coding region: 1505-2884 (459 amino acids)
Biological process (GO): regulation of Toll signaling pathway; protein polyubiquitination
Molecular function (GO): protein binding; ubiquitin protein ligase activity
Source: RefSeq, a predicted model, not a curated record
UCAUGUCAAGAUAUUUCUGUCAAGGAGAGUAUAGGCCUUUCAUGGUUUUCUUUGUUAUUUCAGUUUGAUUUAGGUGAGGUAAGUCGAAAAAAAAAGAAAAGAAAAAGUAGUAAAGUGUUUGGAACGUUUUGUAAAAGACCCGCGAGACGAUACGGACGACGCCUGGUGUUUCCCACGCGAUGUCAAGGUUUGCGCUAUUGCACACUCGUAUGUUUCUCCCUUCGAAUCUCUAUCCUCUUCUACUCAAAGUGUUUCAAGGCUCAAGUACUGCUCCCAGUCUCGUCACGUUUUGCGCCACAUAAUACAUUCAGUUUAUCCUUGUCUGCUUCGCGUGCAUCGUCACGUAUAUUGUAUUUUGUCCGUUGCACCGUCUCUCUCUCUCUCUCUCUCUCUCUCUCCUUUUCCCACUCACUACGCUCUCUUGUCGUUGCCGCCACCGUCACUGCACACUCUCUUCGCUAAUCGUGCGUGUGUCUCUGCUACUUUGCGCUGCGCGAGUCUGUUUAUGUGGGUGCGCGAUUCUGGUUGCGUCGUGAAAACAAUUGUUUUUCGUGUUCCCUCGUCAGCCGUCAAGACUUGGUGAAAGUCUAGUGACGCAGGUGUUGGUACAAGUACAAUAGUGAAUCCACGAAGAGCAAGAGAGGAAAAGAGAAAGAAAUAGUCUAAAGUUUCUUGUCUGUGGCGUUAAGUUGGAGUUCUUGGCCUCUUGGAGUUACUGUCGCUACCCCACAGCAACGUCUUUCUCUCUCCCGCACUGUCUCUGUCUCUUCGAUAUAUCUCUUUCCGUCACACACUCCCCCGCUGUGUAUACGUUUAUCUCUGAGUGAGUUUCGGGCGGCAUACAGCGAAAUAACGCGCGCUAGUGCAGAGAGGAGUAAAAAAAGGAGGACGCGGCGGUAGUGGCAGCGUUGACCGUUCAGAGCAGCGAAGGAGUAGCUAUAGAGAAGAAGACGAAGAAGAGGAAGAAAAGUAACAAGCUGUGUGCGGUCAAGCUGGGCUCGACGCUAGGACUGCGCGAAGACCUAUCACUCUCCAAUCCGAUGUGCUGCGUUUUCGUGUUUUCACACACGUUGUAGUGACAGAGGAUGGAUUAUUCGAGCUGCAUUUUUCGGCCGCUCCGACCCUACCGGCCGUAUUUAUGAGAAAAAAAAUAGUGCGUCAACAACAACGACGAAGAGUUGUGUUGCUGUUGCGUUGUGUGAGUAGUUACGAGAGAGCUGGAAAGGACUUUGGCCCCGCAACGACAAUAUACAGCUACUGCAGAGAGAAAGAAAGAGAGAGCGCUUCCUCUUUCUCUCUUGUCUGCGCACCUUGCAACAAAAGCUUGUACACGCCGACAACAAAAGAUUUGUUACUGCUCUGCUACUGACGCGAGGGCAACCCAGUCGUCACCAUCGCCGAGUGCCGAGGACCUCGCUGCUCGCUGGCGACAGCGCCGGUCAAAGUGGCUCCCACGGAGUGCGUUGAUCGUCGAGGCAAAAUUGGCUCUAACACGGAUCCCGCAAUGGUCAUACGGUCGGAUGGUGGCAGCAGCGAAAGCCCACUUCUUGUAGAAGAGGGUGAGGCUGUUGGCCAACCUCACAGUCCUCACAACAAAAAUAGUCAUAGUAACAGUAACGUACAUCCUCGCGGUGCCCAGAGUCAUCACCAUGAUAAGCCUAAACAAGCAGUAAAAUAUGGAGAACUAGUCAUUCUUGGAUACAACGGUUUUUUACCACCUAGUGAUCGCGGCAGAAGAAGAAGUAAAUUUGUCUUGUACAAAAGACCUGUGGCUAAUGGUGUCAAGCGUAGCAAACAUUACGUCGUGAAAACGCCUCAUUGCUCUCAAGCCAUUUUAAACACAAAACAACACUCAAUCUCGUAUACACUAUCCAGAACACAAGCUGUGAUCGUAGAAUACACUGAGGACGAGAAUACAGACAUGUUUCAGAUUGGAAGAUCGUCGGAGUCACCUAUCGAUUUCGUUGUAAUGGAUACUUAUCCCGGAGGUGGAGAAGCAUCUGCCUCGAACGAAGGACGAGUAGCUCAGAGUACCAUUAGUAGGUUUGCUUGUCGAAUAUUAGCCGAUCGUUCCGAUCCCAAAGUGGCUAGGAUCUACGCAGCUGGCUUUGACGGCUCCAGAAACAUUUUCUUGGGGGAAAAAGCAACCAAAUGGCAGGAAAAUCGAGAAAUAGAUGGACUGACGACUAAUGGCGUUCUGAUUAUGCACCCUCGGGGGCAAUUUUGUGGCGGCGAAGCACAGUGCGGUUACUGGCGUGAAGUUAGCGUGGGUGGUGGUGUUUUUUCGCUUCGAGAAAGCCGAAGCGCCCAACAGAAAGGCAAUGUCGUCGAAGAUGAAAAUAACAUACUUCAAGAUGGUACCCUUAUCGAUCUUUGCGGAGCUACAUUAUUGUGGAGGUCAGCUGAGGGCCUUGCCAAAUCACCUACGAAGCAUGACUUAGAAGAGCUGGUCGAUGCAAUAAAUGCCGGCAGACCUCAGUGCCCUGUUGGUCUCAACACUCUCGUGAUACCACGAAAGGCUGCCUCGGAUUCAGCUCAGCAGCAACCAUACGUAUACCUUAAGUGUGGACAUGUACAGGGCCAUCACGAUUGGGGUCAAGAGAAAGAUAAGGCUACAAGAAGAUGUCCAAUGUGUUUAGUUGCUGGUCCAAUUGUCAAAUUGUGCAUGGGGAUUGAACCAGCUUUUUACGUUGACAGUGGUCCACCAACGUAUGCAUUUAGUCCGUGCGGGCACAUGGCUACUGAAAAAACUGUAAAAUAUUGGGAAAAAGUUGCAAUACCACAUGGCACGAAUGGUUACAUUGCAAUUUGUCCUUUCUGUGCAGUACCACUAGAAGGAUCACCGGGCUAUGUUAAGCUUAUAUUUCAAGAUCACGUAGAUUAAAGUUUUCAACGUGCCGUAAGCUUGUGAGAAAGCUCUGUACAGAAGUCAUUAAUUUUUUUACCCUGACUAAACUUUUCGUUAGUCACGGUAACGAUAGAGCCUUAUCAUGCGUAAAUUAUUGAAAUAGGUUUUUCAAACUAUACAGUUGCGUAGAGUGCCACAAAUUUUUCAAGCGAAUAAUCCUUUUUUUAAACUAGCAUCUGCUGAUCGAUUAUUUUUUACGAAAGCUACUGUCAAACUAUACCUGCCAUAAAACAAAGACAGCUCUGCUGAAAUCUCACGUAGUUUAAGCCUGGAAGUUUCCUUGAUCAAGGCAAUUAAACUACAACAGAUAUAUUGCGGCAUGGAUAGGUUAUCGUAAUAAAACUAUUGUUAAAAAUCAUUCGAUUUAUCUAAGUUUUUUUAGAAAUUAUGUCUGCUUUUCGAUUUACAUUGAUUUUAGAUGGUGUAAUGCUUUUCUUAACGUAAAACUGGAAUGACUAUUCCUAAAAAAAAUGUUAUUUAAAACUUUUUUACUGCUGCAGUUUUGCUGCUAACUAAGUAGAAGCCUUACAUUAUAAAGUUUGAAAGAAUUAUCAUAUAUGUACAAAGAAGCUGUGUUCUUACAAUUACCUGAUGAGCUUAGAAUAAUCUGAGCCAAAGACUCCAUCAAAUUCCAUUUCCAGAAACAGCAUUUUUUCCAUUUAUUUAUCACCUAACCAUGUGAAUAAGAAUGUAUGUACAAGAGAUAGGUGAAUUUGUAACAAAAUAUAAGGCAAAAACAUGUUGUUACAGUAAACUGUUUAUCCAAAAUUACAAAUAUAUUAUAUACAUUUUGGUCCUUGAUGUUUAAUUCUUGAAGAUUGAUUGCGACUCCAACAAACAACUUCUUAUCUAAUUAUAAAUUUUUACGUUGUUUGUAAUAUUACUCUAUAUAUUUAUUAUACAAUUUUUCACGUUAAUGUAGAGUUGAAAUGUGAAUAUUUUGUCAAAAAUAAAACGCGGCAGAGCGGGCGAGAAGGUUGAAGAAUAUAUCAAUCAUCAGGGAAUUGUAUAUUACAACACGUAGAGACUGACGAUAACAAUAAUGAAAUAAGUAGUAGAAUUCAGUAUAAAUUUUUUUGUACAGCAGUAAUUAUACUUUUAAAAAAAGACAAGAAAUUCACAUAAAUACGAAGUUAAUAAGAAUGUCUAGUUUUCGUCCUUACUUUUUCCGUCUGAAAGUAUUUUCCCUUCCAAUUUAAAAGCUAAGUUGACGUAAAUUAAUGUAACUUAACGUUCACACAGCGUCGGAAUAUCAAUAGCAUAAUUCUAGAGUAUCACAUGGAAUCCACUUUGAACUUUCCAAAGCAUCCCAUAAGUUGUAAUCUUGUUCGAUAAUUUCUCUGUUUGAUUUAUCGCCGUCGAAUGGAAUUGAAUGUUCUGGAAAAAAAAUUUAAUUUAUAAUGAAUUUAUAAUUGAUCUUAUUUCUGUAAUGGUAAAAUUUAGUUAGUGAGUAAGAAUUUGGAAUAAAACAAGAUUUACGUCUACCAGGGAUAGUGAUUAUUUCAUGAAUUAUAAGUGUAAUGUAAUGCAGCGCCAUUAUAUGAUUUACAUUACUUUUAUCUAAUGUAAUGCAAAUGUAUUAUACUUUAAGUAUUGCAUUAAUGUCUGAAAUGUCAUUGUCGCAAAUAAAACUGUACAGUUUAAUAAUAAAUC